Messenger RNA from Gilbertella persicaria, 1632 nucleotides. Its product is annotated as galactose oxidase. The transcript is spliced from 3 exons. The record is from RefSeq and is a predicted model, not a curated record. The coding region runs from base 493 to 1503 and encodes 336 amino acids. Lineage: Eukaryota; Fungi; Mucoromycota; Mucoromycetes; Mucorales; Choanephoraceae. Gene Ontology annotation, molecular function: protein binding.
UGUCUUUUUAUCCAACAGAUACGAUUGAUUUACCAAACAAGCGAAAUAAAGGGAUCAUUUCUCGAAUGAAACGGUCUCUUUCAACCAAUGGCAAUAGACCGCAUAUACCAGUACCAUUAAAGUAGCGUACAAAAUAACAAAGCUGUGCAUUCACACACACAUAUAUAUAUAUGAUAGAUUAUCUUCUAUGACUGUCCCUAUUAGUGAGACGAGUCCAUUCUCUACAACGCCUUCUACAGCCAGUCCUAUGGAUCGUAGUUUUAGUCCUAUUCCAACACCCACCAAAAGUAUAUCCAACUUUUACCCAACACCCACCACACACCUUAGUUAUGAGACCUUCAGUACUUCCAAUCCCAAUCUGUCUGUUCGUUCAUUUGAUAAAAGAGGCUCUCUUGUCAUUGAUUCUUCAAGUAAUCAAGUAAUUCGUGAACAACGUUGUUUUUAUUCUCUCUCUCAUUUUCUCUCUCUCUCUUAGAUAACAAAAAGAAAAGCAUGUUUGAAACAAGAGUAGAAAGAGACAAGCACCAGCUGGUUACUGGAUAUGCUCCUUCACCUGCCAUGUAUUGGUCUCGUCCAGAUAUGUUUGGUAUGCGUCCACCGAAACUAAGAGCCCAUGCAAGUGCAGAAUACAAUGGUAAUAUGUAUGUUUUUGGUGGUACAAGCAAAACCUUGUGUUCGGAUACACUGUAUGUAUUGGAUUUAGAUACCUUUACUUGGUCUGCGCCUCGUACGUAUGGUACACCACCGCCUGCAUGUCGUGCUCAUUCUUUAUUGGCACAUCCCAAGAAUGGCAAACUCUAUUUGUUUGGUGGAGGAGAUGGGCAACGCUAUUAUCAUCAUUUCUAUAUGUUGGAUAUAGAGACCAUGACAUGGUCAUGUCCUAGAACAACAGGUCCAAAACCUUCAGAAAGAAGAGCGCAUGCUGCUGUUAUUUGGCAACAAGACAUGUAUGUGUUUGGUGGUGGGGAUGGUGCUAAAGCACUCAAUGAUCUUCAUAAACUAGACCUUGAGACAUGGGUAUGGUCUCCUGUUCAAACAACUGGUGAUCAACCUGAUUCAAGAGGAUAUCACACUGGCAAUAUGGUGGGCGAUAAGCUUGUUGUGUUUGGUGGUAGUGAUGGUAAAGAAUGCUUUGGUGAUAUUCAUGUCCUUGAUCUGCCUACACGCGUAUGGAAAAUGGUUGAUUUGGACCAUACCAUGCCGCGUUUAUCGCAUACAACCCUUCAUGUAGGAUCCUUUUUGUUUAUACUUGCUGGACAUGAUGGAGCCAAAUAUUGUAAUGAAUUAGUGAUGCUUAAUUUAGUCAAUAUGGCUUGGGAGACAAAGAAAGUGUAUGGUCAGGCACCUACACCUCGCGGCUACCAUACCAGUCUAUUGUAUGAUAGUAGAAUCUUCUUGUUUGGUGGGUUUGAUGGCACAACAUUGUCUGAUGAAGUCUAUGUAUUGGACCUAAGUAGCUAUGCUUAUUUACCACAAAUUCUUAAUUUUUCAAUUGAUUCCUAAAUAAACUCUCUCUCUUUUUUAUAUAUACAUAUAUAUAUAUAUAUAUGUUUCGCUUUGACUCUUUCAAGAAGAAUACAGAUGACCAAGGCUUUCUUCAUCGUAUGGCUCAUUCUAAAAUAGCUUCUAUAC